AUGCUUCAACUCGCUGAGGCGGUUACCACACGCUGCCGCAAAGCACGCUGCACCUCACAUGCUGUCGCAAACACACCCGCUCGCGGGGAAAACGGUGGCCGCGUGGAUCCUUUUGAAGACCUUUGCCGUAAAGCCCUGACGAGGGCUUCCAAGAUGGCGGCACUCUGGGCGGCAGCCCAAGCGUGGAGCAGCAGCGGGUGGAUCCGGGCAAGCAGGGUAUUAACAUCUUUUGGCACUCCUCUUUUCUGUAAUAUUCAUACAAGUGCAUCUCUUGGGAAUUUGGGAAGAUGGGAAAAAAAGAAUAGAGUUGUUUAUCCCCCACAGCAGCCAGGAGAACCUCGAAGACCUGCAGAAAUAUAUCACUGUCGAAGAGAUAUUAAAUACAGCAAGGACAAGAUGUGGUACCUGGCAAAAUUGAUACGUGGAAUGACCAUUGAUGAGGCACUAGCUCAGUUGGAAUUCAAUGAUAAAAAAGGAGCAAAGGUAAUCAAAGAGGUCCUUCUGGAAGCACAAGAAAUGGCAGUGAGAAAAUGUAAUGUAGAGUUCAAAUCCAACUUACACAUUGCUGAAUCUUUCUCUGGAAAAGGCCACUACCUGAAAAGGAUCCGCUAUCAUGGAAAAGGUUUUUUUGGCAUUAUGGACAAAGUCAAGUGUCAUUACUUUGUGAAAUUAGUAGAAGGUCCACCUCCGCCUCCAGAACCACCAAAGACUGGCUUUGAUCAAGCUAAGGAGUAUGUCCAGCAGCUUCGUAGCCGAACCAUUAUUAACACACUGUAGCAUUCCCCGAUGUGUACAUUUUUUCUUUUUGAUAAAUAUGUAAAUAAAGUGCAUUACAAGAAUUGUUUUUAAUUAUACUCAGAUUACUGAUUAGAAACAUAGAGUGUAUGGUGAUUAAGGUGGAAUGGAAGCCAGUGGGCCAGCACAGUGUAUCCCAAGCAGAUGAUACAUGAAAAGGCAAUUGGAACUGGUCUUACUGAAGAAAUUGCACAUUAAUUUAUUGACAUACUUUCCAGCUUUUACUUUCACUGAGAGAAUUACCCAUCCUAGUCUUGGAACUGCCUGUGUAGUUUAAGCAUAUACUGUGGAUGCAGAACAAAUAAUGGGAUGCCUAGCCUAAAUGGCACUUGCAUUUGCACUGGCAUGACCGCAUGAAUUGGACUGCUAUUUCCCAGAUUCUGGUAUUUUGAAUGCAUAGUGAUUUUGAUUACUGGCUUGUAACUAUAGUUGCUACCCUAUAACAGCAUUGCUAGUCUGCAUCAUCGAAAAGUUCCCAGUGUGAGGAAAGAGCAUAUUAGCUAAUGUUCGUGGUGGAGGAUGCAACAUGCUGGUUGGUUAGUGAUUUGAUAGCAAGCCCAGUAAGACUUUUAUUUGUGCUCAUGGAAGAAAGGCAGAGUAAAAACAGAAAAAUCCAACAAGCAAACUCACUUUUUGCCAUUUUAUAUAAGAGAUGCCAUUUCACUACGCCGUUGCAUAUGAUGGGACUUGAGCAUCCAUAUUUUAGUAUCCACGGAGGGACCCUGGAACCAAAUCGUGACAGAUACUGGUGACCCGUUGUAAACUACUGUUUAUCUAACAAGCAAAAUUAUCUCUGAAAAUAGAUAUGCGUGCUAUCAAGCCUACUUUUGCAUCACUGUUUUUCUCUUGUUUGACAUAAUAAAUCACUGUAGGAGAUGGAACAGUC
Anolis carolinensis (green anole) is the source of this 1681-nucleotide messenger RNA. It is a transcript of the gene mrpl22, whose product is annotated as mitochondrial ribosomal protein L22. Bases 1 to 777 code for a protein of 258 amino acids. The transcript has 7 exons. Gene Ontology annotation, biological process: translation. NCBI's taxonomy places the organism in Eukaryota, Metazoa, Chordata, Lepidosauria, Squamata, Anolidae. Gene Ontology annotation, cellular component: mitochondrial large ribosomal subunit; ribosome. The record is from RefSeq and is a predicted model, not a curated record. Gene Ontology annotation, molecular function: structural constituent of ribosome.